AUGAAGGGUGUUACGGGCUUUCCCGGGAUUUUUGGGCGGAUACAGCAGCAAAGUGCGACCGAACGGUGUGGCGAUGAUGCCCGGUGCGACAAGAUGGACACGAUGGACGCAAGUGACAACGGAGCGCCCGAGUCGAGUCAUAUUGAACUAGCUACAGUACUUGCAAGGGUGCAAUCGUCGGCCGCUCAAACCCUCACCCAAGAGCGUCGCACGGCAGCCGCGAGCCCAACCUUCGCUGAGAUCCCGCCCGAGCAUGUAUGGAGGAUCUGGUCCGCGAUGGGCAUCGGGAUGCUCUACAUGUGGGACUGGCCGCUCGUGCCACCCUACCCGCACCGCGACCCGAUCGAGGCGCUCAAGGCGUACUUCUACACCCGGCGCACGUUCCCCUUCCUCGACCGCAUGCUCGGCGUCCUCAGCGUCCUCGGGCCCUACGGGCGCGCGCGCGAGGACAUGGGGCGCCUCCAGGGCUGGCAGCGGAACGCGCAGGCGAUCUGUGCGGUGUUCAACUUGCUCAACGACGCCAAGCUCCUCGACAACGUUCCCCGCUUUGUCGGCCGCAUCGACACGCUCCUCAUGCUCGUCCGCACUGUCCAGGGCGAGGCGCAGAACAUCGGCGUGCUCGGCGUCAUCGACGCGCGCGCGUGGACCGCCGUCGCCGCCGCCUGA
This is a messenger RNA of Epithele typhae, 666 nucleotides long. RefSeq lists its product as uncharacterized. Lineage: Eukaryota; Fungi; Basidiomycota; Agaricomycetes; Polyporales; Epitheliaceae. The record is from RefSeq and is a predicted model, not a curated record. The transcript is spliced from 6 exons. The coding region runs from base 1 to 666 and encodes 221 amino acids.